UCGAGCGAAAUGGUUCGCAAACCGAGUCAAAUUUGUUUGCUGGCGAUAGCCUUUGCUGCUUUUAUAAGUGCCUCCCAUGGAGCAAAUAUACUCGGUCUGUUUACAAGUUUGAGUCCCUCGCACUUGAUCAUCCAAAUGUCGGCGGCCAAAGUUCUGGCUGAAAGAGGGCACAAUGUAACCGUAGUAACGAUUCUGAAACCUGUGGUGACCCACAAAAAUAUAAAUGUGAUUCAAGUUCCCCUCAGCAAAGAGGAGGAAAAACAAAUGAGCGAUGCAAUUGGCGAGAUGUCGAAGAACGACAAUAGCUAUAUAGCUUUAUCCCUAUUCAAGAUGUCCGCUCAAAUGGACUUCAUGGUCAGGAAGAACGCGGAAGCCCUGAUGGACGAUCGAGUGAAGGAUCUGCACCUCAAUAAAGGCAACAAGUUCGACCUUGUGAUCUCUGGAUUCUUCAUGAACGACUUCCAAAUGGGAUGGAAAAAGGUCAACGCUCCUGUAAUUGUCCUGGCCACAAUGCCGCCCAAUCAUUUGCUGAACCCACUGAUUGGUAAUCCUCAGGAGGUCCUACAAGGCGUAUCCUUUCCACAGCGCUUGGGUAGCUACGUUACAAGCCUUGCAUUUACGCUUUUCGCUCACCUAACUGAAAAACGUAAUCGAAACUGGUAUAAGAAACUUUUUGGGGAUGAUCCCUCUAUGCCGGAGUACUCGGAAAUUAUCAAAAAUACUUCCUUAGUGUUCUUUUCUUCCCACGCUCACAGCGAGGGACCCAUUAGACCCAAUGUUCCUGCUGCCAUCGAGAUUGGAGGCAUUCAAAUCAAGGACAAACCGGAUCCUCUUCCACAAAACAUGGAAGAGUUCCUCGCCAAUUCCACUGAUGGAGCCAUUCUCCUCUCCCUGGGAUCCAAUGUCAAGGGAAGCCACCUAAAGCCAGACACCGUUGUCAAGAUGUUCAACGUGCUCUCGAAACUCAAGCAAAGGGUCAUCUGGAAGUGGGAGGAUCUGGAGAAGACCCCCGGAAAGUCGGACAACAUCCUGUACUCCAAGUGGCUGCCACAGGACGACAUCCUGGCUCACCCUAAGAUCAAGCUGUUCAUUAACCACGCCGGAAAAGGUGGCAUUACUGAGGCUCAAUAUCACGGAAAGCCAAUGCUCUCGUUACCUGUUUUUGCUGACCAACCUCGAAACGCAGAAGCAAUGGUCAAUAAGGGUUUUGGUCUAACUUUGAGCCUUCUUACUCUGGAGGAACAACCGUUUCGAGAGGCAAUUCUAGAGAUAUUAUCGAACCCUAAAUACGCAGAGAAUGUGGAGGCAUUCUCUUCACUCUACCGCGAUCGUCCUAUGACUGCCAAAGAAUCAGUGAUCUACUGGACGGAGUACGUAAUCCGCCACAAAGGAGCCGCUCAUCUUCAGAGUCCUUUGGUUCAAGUGAAUUUCGUUGCCGCCAAUAACAUUGAUGUUUAUUUCCUUCUGACUGCUGUACUAGUAACUAUUAUUCUGCUGUUAACAGUUCUAGUUAAAUUUAUAUGUAAAAAAUGUACUUCUAAGCCUAAGAAAGAGAAAAAACAAUAAAGUUUCUUAAUUCGUUUUAGAGUGAAAUAAAACUAUAACAAAAGGAAGUAUUAAAAAC
This is a messenger RNA of Drosophila ficusphila, 1624 nucleotides long. It is a transcript of the gene Ugt37A3, whose product is annotated as UDP-glycosyltransferase UGT5. Gene Ontology annotation, molecular function: UDP-glycosyltransferase activity. Lineage: Eukaryota; Metazoa; Arthropoda; Insecta; Diptera; Drosophilidae. The record is from RefSeq and is a predicted model, not a curated record.